This is a messenger RNA of Psilocybe cubensis, 1962 nucleotides long. RefSeq lists its product as uncharacterized. The record is from RefSeq and is a predicted model, not a curated record. The transcript has 7 exons. Gene Ontology annotation, molecular function: zinc ion transmembrane transporter activity. The coding region runs from base 1 to 1962 and encodes 653 amino acids. Gene Ontology annotation, cellular component: plasma membrane. Gene Ontology annotation, biological process: zinc ion transmembrane transport. NCBI's taxonomy places the organism in Eukaryota, Fungi, Basidiomycota, Agaricomycetes, Agaricales, Agrocybaceae.
AUGCCUACUUUACUAUCAUGGCAGGAUCACUAUAUGUCCAACGUUUCAGUAACAACAACUAUUGGCUCCACAAUCGCUACUUUUGCCACAGGGACGGCUAGAAUUGUGGACGAACCGAGGCUGGGAGUUGGACUAGCCAUUCUGUUUGUUUCGUUAUUCGCUGUGUCUUUUCCAUCGCUUUCCAAGCAUAUUUCCUUCAUCCGAAUACCUGGAAUUCUCUUUUUCGUCGGAAAACACUUUGGAACGGGUGUCAUCCUUGCGACAGCCUUCAUUCACCUUCUCGAUGACGCCUUUAAGUCGCUUCAGAGUAAGGAAGUCGAACGGCGUUAUGGAGCAAUAGGCAAAUUUACUGGGCUGAUAAUAAUGGUGUCGCUUUUGUCCAUUUUUCUUGUUGAAUACAUAUCGACUUCAUACGUCGAACAUUUGCAAGAGAAACCAUCGGCGCCUCCGACUCCAGAGUCUUCGAGACCAGGAUCUCCAUCACCACGACAAAUUGUCCGCGACCAGCAUUCGAGGUCAAGGAAUAGGCAGCACACUUCACGAUCCCGCUCACGAACUCAUGCGAAAAUUCACAACCUUUCUCAUGAACCACCUACAGAGACCACGCCGCUCAUAUCUUCAGAUAUUCCUAUCAACCCUGCCAUCACGCGUGCACCUAGUGCUCCCGUUCUUCCUGCCUAUGCACAUACACCUUCCUUGACAACUUCGCACUAUCAUACACAUGCGGCCCACCAUCCUCACCAUCACCACCAUGCACACACACCAUCGAUACCACCGUCUGCGGUUAUUGGAUUGCCCAUUGAGGUGUUAACGAACUCGCCUAGGAUAUGUCGCCUCGCCUUGGCACACGAUCAUGUACAUGGGCAUCACCAUCACGUGUGCAAAAUUGGCCUUGUGGAUGAUCCUCAUCUAGCUGUCUUGGAAGAAGACGGCGAAGAGACCCAUGUGCGGGAACACGCGCACACCCAUGAAGAAGCUCACGAACACGCACCACACCAUCCGGUGAUUGGGAGGCGAAGGCAAGUCAUUGGCCUUUUGGUUCUUCAACUCGGCAUCAUGAUACACUCGCUUGUUAUCGGCCUCACCCUGUCUGUUACGUCUGGAGCAGACUUUACAUCUUUAACGACGGCUAUCAUAUUCCACCAGCUCUUCGAAGGAUUAUCUUUGGGUAUACGUAUAGCUGCGCUUCCCCCGAGUAAGAAGGAUGAAUCCACCCACCUUGAAGACGUACACGACUCAACCUCUUCCGCCAUCGUUGAUGAAUGGGAACAGAACUCAGAAAGAUUAUUUUCUGACGAUUCCAACAAUCACCCUUCAGCGAAUGUCGACCACGAUAAUCCUCAAGUUCGCACAGACGAUACAGUAACUGCCAAACGAUGCCCUAGCAUCCAUUCGCACGAUGAAAACGUCGUUCCUACCAUUCUGAAGCCUCAUCAUUCUCGGCUCCAAAGCCCUGCUUUAUCUGCCCCUCGGAGAUGGCUGUGGACGUUGAAAAGUGUACAAUGGCUCAAGCCCACGUUAACGUUAUUAUUUGGAGUGACCACGCCAUUUGGUAUGCUGCUGGGGAUGAUAGUGUGGAAAAGCAGGGGUAAUUCAGGGGACGAAGGGUCCAUGCUCCUAAUCCAGGGUGUGAUGUCUGCGAUUUCAGCUGGGAUGUUGAUUUAUGCGGCGACUGUGGAGAUGAUAGCCGCCGACUUCGUCUUUGGAGAUGUCGAAGGCCAUCACCACCAUCACCACCACCACGCCCACGGUGAUGAAUAUCAAGGCGAUGGAGACGGGAACUCUGGAGGAAGUGAAGACGGGCGAUCUCGGCCUUCGGUCGACACCGGCGGCAAAAACUCAUCCAGUGCUGACGCUGGUGAUGAACCCAAAAAGAACACGACGCUUCGGAAACGGGCGCUAGCCAUCUUUAGUCUCUUUGCGGGUGCGAGUAUGAUGGUGCUCGUUGGCCUCGGAGAGUGA